AUGGCUUUCAAGCAGAUUCGACACCGAGCAUCACUCUUUAGGCCCUGGGCUUUUGGCGAUAAUCAUAUAUUGAAACAACAAAAGGAGGAAACUGUUUCUCAACUGGCCUCAUUACCAGAACGUCCUGAACUUAAGUUAGUGAAAGACAAUUACAGGCAUGAAAAUGCCAAUCUGCAAAGAUUGGACAGGAUAUCAAACACGCAUAUCCCUUGUCCAUGGGAAAUAUCAACAGAACUAUCCUUCCCAGUGACUUCAAACAUAUCUCAGCUAUUAGAACCACCAAGCACUUCCAAAUGGAAAACGAAAAAACAGAGACCGAAACGAUUUCAGUGCCCUCAUUGCCAAGUCUCCUUCAGCAAUAAUGGACAAUUACGGGGACACAUAAGGAUCCAUACAGGUGAACGGCCGUUCGCAUGCGAGCACCGCGGCUGCGGGAAGACCUUCACGAGGAACGAGGAGUUGACUCGUCACAAGCGAAUCCACACCGGUGUCCGACCGCACUCGUGCAUGUUGUGCGGGAAGAGGUUUGGACGGAAAGACCACCUCAAAAAGCACGUCAAGACGCACCAACGUGCCAGCCUCGUACGCAUGCCCAUCACAGCCUUUCACGGACUUGCAUAUUUCGAUUGUGUGCCUUGGUUCUGA
This is a messenger RNA of Uloborus diversus, 645 nucleotides long. Its product is annotated as Krueppel-like factor 1. The transcript is spliced from 3 exons. Bases 1 to 645 code for a protein of 214 amino acids. The record is from RefSeq and is a predicted model, not a curated record. Gene Ontology annotation, biological process: regulation of transcription by RNA polymerase II. Lineage: Eukaryota; Metazoa; Arthropoda; Arachnida; Araneae; Uloboridae. Gene Ontology annotation, molecular function: RNA polymerase II cis-regulatory region sequence-specific DNA binding; DNA-binding transcription factor activity, RNA polymerase II-specific.